This is a messenger RNA of Austrofundulus limnaeus, 1209 nucleotides long. RefSeq lists its product as uncharacterized. The record is from RefSeq and is a predicted model, not a curated record. Lineage: Eukaryota; Metazoa; Chordata; Actinopteri; Cyprinodontiformes; Rivulidae.
GUGCAAAGGGAGACUGUUUAUCUUACAGAUGACACUAAUGUUGCACUGUUUCCACGUUCUGAUGGGGACUUCAACUGUUUCGACAUGAUUGCACGUGCCCACUASGAAGUUCAUGGUGAUCCAGUCCCCAUGGCAGAAAAGGUUCAAGGUCAAGAGAACCCUGUGCGCUUUGCUUUCCAUCGACCUCCAAGCGCACYGGCUGCCAGUGCAUCCUGUGCCACACCCCGRGCCAGUGGGACAAAAACCUUUGUAAGGAAUAUUCUAAUUGGUGAAAUUAUCAAUGGGAAAUUGGAAACCAACAAGAUAAUCACAGUACGCUUCACAGAAUUUGAGGCUUGCGUGGCAACAAUACUUGUUAAAGUGCAAGAACCUCUUGGCCACCAGGGGUCCCUGACCUUGACAGAUAUCCAUGGGAACGAGAUCAUAGAUUCAGAAGGAACCCGAGGGUCUGAUUUCUGGAAGCAAAAYUCCAGAAAAGUCUAUGCAGUGCCAGAAGAGCAGGUGGCAGCCUUACAAGGCAGUAAAAAGAGGAGGCUAAGCAGAAGGGAAGAUAUGGGGCUUCAAAAUGUCAUUUCAGACACUGAACAGGUCGUUGAAGCUGCUCAGGAACUGAGAGAAGUGUCCAAACCUCUAAGAGAUUUAAGUGGCAUCGCUCAUUCCACCCUGACAACCACCCUGACACUCUCAGAAGCAGAAGUUGCUUCCCUAAGGGCUGCCUUUGCCUGUGUAGUCUGCAAAGGUCCUUUGGAUAAGCCCAUUUUCUCAACCUGCUGCCGAAGCCUUAUUGGUUGUAAAGGAUGCAUGGAAAAGUGGAACGAAGACUUUGAACAAGAAAUACCAAAAAUACAUGUAAACAUGUUUAAUGUAUUGUUUCAAAACAAAGCAUUUUGUCUCACACAUUUCUCAUUCAKUGAACCUCUCAGUCACAUUUAUCAGAUGAAACAGUGCCUCUUAAAAAAGCCUGUCUUCAUAAUUAACUACUGUAUCAAAAAGAACAGUAAUGUCUGGGUAAGUGUGUCCAAAUAGCUGCUCAGCGUUGCAUCUGUCUUGCUCUGRUGAGAAUGGAUCCUGUCCAAAGGAAGACACCCAGGUUAGGGAAGAACUUAACUCCUGCUCAUACAUGCUUGCAGCCUCUUCAGCACUUGGCACCAGCUCUACAGAAACUCCUGAUGGGCAACCAAUGGCUGCAAGCUGAUUUGGUACCCCUCU